Messenger RNA from Naumovozyma castellii, 2988 nucleotides. It is a transcript of the gene BOI1, whose product is annotated as Boi1p. Bases 1 to 2988 code for a protein of 995 amino acids. NCBI's taxonomy places the organism in Eukaryota, Fungi, Ascomycota, Saccharomycetes, Saccharomycetales, Saccharomycetaceae. The transcript has a single exon. The record is from RefSeq and is a predicted model, not a curated record.
AUGUCGACGAGCCAUGCGAACCAUCAAAUACCAUCUAUAAUAGAGCAGCAAAUGCAACUGCAAGGGAAACCAAAUUUAGUUGAGGUACGAACGGCCUACGCUAAACGAAUGCAAGACGAAUUGGACUUGAAAGUCGGAGAUGUCAUAAAGAUUUUGAAGGAUGAUGAAUUGUAUCAUGACGGUUGGUACUUUGGCCAGAAUUUGAAGUCUAUGAAGCAUGGAUUGUUUCCUGUUGUUUUUACGGUUCCUGUUUUAGGUAAGGAGCCAAUUGAAACAAAGAAGAAAGACGUGCUGCUCGACAAUGAUAUCUCAAUUAUAACUACUAUUGAUGAUAUCGACAAGGCCUUGGAAGAAUUGAAAACUGACGGAUUUAGUACCAUGCUGCCUCAAUCUAUGGCAUCUUCUCCGAUAGAAGAAUUAUCAAAUCUUGAACCCUCUGGAGGUAGUAUAAGUUCUGCGGUUACCAGUUUAACAAUCUCGACAAAUGCAAAUAAAAGUCACAGGCAAUUAUCAUUUAACUCAAAGGAGCCUAGUAAAGCAAUUAGCCCUGAAGGAGUAUUACAAUGGACCCCAGAAGAAGUCACUGAGUAUUUUCUUUCAUUAAAGUACGAACCGUCAUUGGCUAAUCAUUUCCGAGAUGAUAAAAUAUCGGGGAAGAUAUUAUUGGAGUUAGACUUGAAUCAUUUAAAAGAAUUGAAUAUUAAUCCAUUUGGUACCAGGUUUGAAAUAUUUAAAGAAAUUGAAUAUCUAAGGAAGGUGCUAAGUAUGAAAAAAGACAAUAAUAGUAGCAUUAAUAAUUCUCCAAAAAAGACUACAGAGUUAUUACCUCCUGCUUUAACAAAUAAAGAAAUUCUUCCAAAUUCACACUCUAAAAAACUAUCUCAAUCACUAGUGGAUCUUCCCUCCGCAAAUAAUUCACCAUAUAUAAGGCAAACUAAUAAUAAUUCAAACAGCGGCAAGAGAAGGCAAAGACCCAAUUCUCUUGUGAUUGACCGAACUAAUCUUCCUCAAGAUAAGAUAAUGAGCGGAACAUCUAUUCCAGUGGUACUAGCUGAUGGUAUAUUUGAAUCUCCAGGAAAGGCCCCAAAGCCACCAUCUUACCCGAGUCCCAUUCAGGUCAAAACAUCCCCCGUUAUUAAUAAAUAUAAGCAUAGGUCACCUGAGGAUACUUACCAAUUCCCUAAUGAAAGGACGAAUUCUACAAGUUCUGCAGUAACGACCUCGUCCAAGUACCAAUUCCCUAACACAAAUUCACCUUUGACUUAUCAAUCAAAAAAAAAUGUAGCAACACAAACAACAUUAUCAUCGUCGAGUACCACUAAUUUAUCCUCUAAUACAGAAGAUACGACUAUUUCUGACCCAAUUGAUCAUAAUAAAGUCUCGGCGCCCUCAUCACUGAGAAAUCCAAGCAAUAAUAACAAAGCAAUUACUACAGGUGCAAAUGGUAACCGUAGAAAUUCUUCUUUCUAUCCACAACACCAGAAAAAUAUUUCAGCUGGGUCAUUUGUUGAUCUAUUUAAUAGAGUCUCCAUGUUAUCACCAAGCAAAGCCAAAACGGAUCCAGAAAUAUCUCAUUUUGAGCAACCACGAAGACCUAAAUCUGCCAUGUUCAUAAAUCGUAGUAGUCCCAAACACACUCGUUCAUCAUCCGUGGCAACUGGCUAUGUAUUUCCAAAUUCACCACGUAAAGCAUCAAAUGCAAGAUCAUCUUCUAUCGUCACAGACAAGAAUACAAAUGUUAUAAACCUAAAUGAACCUCAUCACCAUUCUCAUCAUUCUCGUCGUAGCUCUCAACAAAUAGCACAUGCAAGAUCCUCAUCUAGUAACGUUGCUACAGUGACACGUCAUAGAAAGACUCCGUCAUUACAAAAUUCCCCUAGAGAAACGGAUGGUGCAACACCUAAGGCACAACAUAAGAGAAGUUCCUCCUUUUUAGCAUUCUUUAGCAGCAGUAAACCUUCCCAGGAUUCUACCACCCAGAAACCUGAGCCUGAAUCUAAAUCUAAAUCAAGAACACCAUUACAUUCAAGAAAGAGUUCAUUAGUAACUAGUCCUACAAAGCACAGUAAAUCUUCGUCGUCCAAAAAGAAAAUAAUAAGAUCGAUCAGUGAUAUGGAUCCGCUACCACCACCACCUUCAAAUUCACAUUCAUCCAAAUCAAAGCAACAACAAAAGUCUAAGCAGAACCGUUCUAUAAGUGAGCAACAGCACGCAAGGUCAUCCAGUAGCAGUAAAUCUACUACUAAACUUCCCCGUCCUAAUAAUAAUAACAAUAAGCAGUCCACAUCCGCAUUCCAAGAAGGUAUAAGAACGAUAUCCGUGAAAGAUGCCAUUUUGUCUUCAAAUUGCUCCGGAUGGAUGAAUAAGAAGGGAACUGGAAAAAUCCCCACUUGGAAGACGCGAUUCUUCACAUUACAUGGAACUAGACUUUCAUAUUUCCUUGGCACCAAUGAUACUAGAGAAAGAGGACUGAUCGAUAUUACUUCACACCAUGUGGUUCCUAUACAAGAUGAUGGGGAUGAUAAAUUAACUGCAUUAUAUGCGGCAGGUAUGAGGAAGGGGAGGUACUGUUUUAAAUUGGUACCACCGCAGCCGGGUUCUAAAAAGGGAUUGACUUUCACCCAACCUAGAGUCCAUUAUUUUGCAGUGGAGACUAGAGAUGAGAUGAGGUCUUGGUUGGCGGCUUUAAUUAAGGCUACAAUCGACCUUGAUACUAGUGUCCCUGUCAUUAGUUCAUUUGCCACCGCCACUGUGUCGUUAGGGCGUGCAAAGGAAAUGUUGAAAGAGGCAAGAGAACUUGAGUUGUUGAGAGAGCAGGAAGGUUUCCUAAAUGAAGAAGAUGAGGACCAACUUUUAUGGGAGCAACAAAUACUGAAAAAUGAAGACGAUGCGUUUAUUGGUGGUGCUGAAGGUAAUAACAGAGAUAGUGUUCAAAUCAGACAAGAUUUUUACAACGCUGAUUUGAAGUAUCAAGGGGAAAAGAUAUAA